Molecule: messenger RNA, 6704 nt
Organism: Pygocentrus nattereri (red-bellied piranha)
Lineage: Eukaryota; Metazoa; Chordata; Actinopteri; Characiformes; Serrasalmidae
Gene: myt1b
Product: myelin transcription factor 1b
Exons: 22
Coding region: 115-4044 (1309 amino acids)
Biological process (GO): regulation of transcription by RNA polymerase II
Cellular component (GO): nucleus
Molecular function (GO): RNA polymerase II cis-regulatory region sequence-specific DNA binding; zinc ion binding; DNA-binding transcription factor activity, RNA polymerase II-specific
Source: RefSeq, a predicted model, not a curated record
CAGUAAAAAUGCACCCGUUUGAUUGAUUCUAAUAGCUGAGUGACAGAGAUUCAGCCACUGUGUGUGUUUGUGUGUGUGUGUGUGUGUGUGUGUGUGUGUGUGUGUGUGUGUGUGAUGUAUGGUUCUGCUGUACUCUGCGUUAAUAGGAACACAGAAGUUGCAUAUAUGAGUGCUCCAGCCUGCUUUAUCAAGAGCCUCAUCCCCAGUUCACUCCAAAAGCCUCUCCUUGACUUCACAGGCUGCUGCCUCUUAUAUGACUUUUCAUUCAUUGCGGAGCUUCGUUCUCCCUGCAGCCUCGGCAGCUGCGCUCGUCUCAGAUGGUGGUGGAAUCUGCUGAUGUGCUUUGUUGAAAUCGUGCUGUCAUAUUCGAAUGCUGUGUUCCUUUCAGAGAUCCUGCUUUGUGUGUGUGUCAGGAAGGUUUGUGUUUCGCGCGCUGAGGCUGCACUUUUCACACACAGCUGUUUGACUUUACGUGGACAGGCGAUGGCCGAUCUGGACCUUUCGCUGCUGAAUCAUGCCUUUAGACUGGACACUGUUAGACCUGUGCUUAGCUCACUGCUUAGACUGCACACACAGAAUGAGUAUCGGGGGGAGCUCCUGAACCAGCGCUGGACGCGAGGAGACAAGAUCAGCCGCUGCCGGCCCUCUCUUAGACCACACAGCCAACCAGUCAAAAUGAGUUUGGAUAUUGAUGACAAGCGGACGCGCACACGGUCCAAGGGAGGAAGAACUCCCACUGAGAUUGUAGGACAGGAGCUAAGCACGCUGAGCUGCCCAGUGGCCAGAAAGAGGAGGCUGCAGGAGGAGGAGGAGGUGGAGCAGCAGCAGCAGCCGGUCUCCAAGAGGAAGUCCCAUCCCCUGAAACUGGCGAUGGACGACUGUUUUAACGCCGAGAGCGACGGCAGUGGGGAGGAGAUGGAGAUGAAGGAAGAGGACGAGGAAGAAGACGCAGAAACCCAGCAGCAGUGUCAGCCUCAGGAGGAAGAGGAGCAGAAACCUGAGAGCAACGACGCAGACGAGGCUGAUGAAGAGGAGUGCAUGAUCAUUGAGGCAUCCAGCACAGAGAAACCUAAAGCUACAGGAACAGAUGACCUCUCCAGCUACCAGCACAUAGUGGCCAACUCACUACUGCACCUCAGCAACCGUAAUAACCAUGCCACGUCCCCACGACAACAACAGCAGCAGUCUGUCACCAUGGAGACACCGGAGGACAGCCCGACUAGAGCAGAAGAAGAGGAAGAAGAGGGAAGAGAGAAAGAGGCAGCCAAACCAACAGGUCAGAUGAAUGGAGUGGAUGGGGAAACAGAAGAGGAGGAAGAGAGGAUGCAGAAUGGAAGACAAGAAGAGUCAGACCACCAGUACUUCACAGAGGAGAUCAACGUACAUCUGUGUGAGCAUCAUGGGAAGCCACAUACGGAGGAGACAUACAAGGAAGAGUAUGAAGAUGAUGAAGUCGAAGAGCAGAAGAAAGAACGGAAUAGCCUUUUCAACCCCUCUGUGAUCACUGCAGCUCAGGGAUCCCACAUGAACGAAGACUACAUUACCCACAAGCCCUCAUCCCCAGAGAACUACACUUCCAGCAAAGCCUCGGUAGCUCCAGUAUUCAUCGAGGUGCGGUCUGAGGGGUCAGAAAAGGACGACAAAGACGGAGAUGAUGAUGAUGAUGACGAAGAGGAGGACAACGACAGUUUGUCCCAGCGCUCAACGGUGGCGGAUGAGUCAGAGAUGUAUGACAUGAUGCGGGGCAACUUGGGCCUACUGGAGCAGGCCAUCGCCCUCAAAGCCCAGCAGGUCAAAGGCCACCGAGAAUUCCCACACACUCCUGAACACCAUCGCUACUUCCAUCUAGAUGACCGGCCCAUCAAACACAUGGAGCAACUGCGCAAGAGUUACUAUGGCAAAGAGAGUUCCAGACCAGAGAAGAGAGAGAAUAAAUGCCCCACCCCUGGCUGUGACGGCACGGGUCACGUGACCGGGCUGUACCCUCACCACCGCAGUUUGUCGGGCUGCCCUCACAAAGACAGGAUCCCACCAGAGAUCCUGGCCAUGCAUGAGAAUGUUCUGAAGUGCCCCACUCCCGGCUGCACUGGACAGGGCCACGUCAACAGCAACCGCAACACACACCGCAGUUUGUCAGGAUGUCCAAUUGCCGCCGCUGAGAAGCUGUCCAAGAGCCACGACAAGCAGCAUCUAAGCCAGCCCAUGAGCGAGCAGCCCAAAGGCAGCCCCAAUUCUGACAGAGUGCUCAGACCCAUGUGUUUUGUGAAGCAGCUGGAGGUGCCGCAGUUUGGCAGCUAUAGGGCCAGUCUGGUGCCCAGCACCCCACGUGCUAACCUGGCUAAGGAGCUGGAGAAGUACUCCAAGGUCUCCUUUGAUUAUGCAAGCUUCGACGUGCAGGUGUUCGGCAAGCGCAUGCUCGCCCCAAAGAUGCACACCAGCGAAACCUCACCCAAAGCCUUCAAAUCCAAACCUCCAUUCCCUAGAACGUCUCCCCCAAGUCCUAGCAUGCAGAGCCCCUAUGGGAAAAGCUCGUCCAGCGUCCAUGACUACUCCCAUGAUGCCGAGGCUGCACACAUGGCUGCCACGGCCAUCCUCAACCUGUCCACUCGCUGCUGGGAGAGACCAGAGAACCUUAGCACCAAACACCAGGAUAAGAACAUGGAUAUAGAGGUGGACGAGAACGGUACUCUGGAUUUGAGUAUGAAGAAGCCCAUAAAGAGAGAGGGAGGCCUGCUGAGCACGAGCCCGGGGGUCCGCUCCCCCGACCUCUCUUCAACAUCCUCGUCCUCCCUACAUCAUGGCAGCAGUGGCAUUUCACCCCACUUACAGGUCUACAAGCAGGAGGAGUGGGAGGGGCCUCUGGACUACACCAAACCCAAUCGACAGAGGGAGGAGGAACUAGAGGAGAUGGAUCACACUGCCCAGUCGUUCGCCUCCUCUGACCCUGAGGACUGUGACAUGGGGCAGGACUGCCCAGACGACAGGAAGUACCCUGGGGAGGUCACCACUCCCAGCUUUAAGGUCAAAUUCCAGCCCAAGGAGUGCAAGAAAGAGCUCCUCAUGUGUCCCACACCUGGCUGUGACGGCAGUGGCCACAUCACUGGAAACUAUGCAUCCCACCGCAGCCUGUCUGGGUGUCCUCUUGCUGAUAAGAGUCUUCGGUCCCUCAUGGCAGCGCACACAGCCGAACUCAAGUGUCCCACCCCAGGCUGUGAUGGUUCGGGCCACAUCACUGGUAACUACGCCUCUCACCGAAGUUUGUCUGGGUGCCCCCGUGCCAAGAAAGGCGGAAUAAAAACGACCCCCACCAAGGACGACAAGGAGGACUCCGAGCUUUUAAAGUGUCCAGUGCCAGGUUGUGACAGUCUGGGUCAUAUCAGUGGGAAGUAUGCAACUCACCGCAGUGCGUAUGGGUGCCCACUGGCCGCCCGACGUCAGAAGGAGGGACUGCUGAAUGGGACGCCUUUCUCCUGGAAGGCCUUCAAAACAGAGGGACCCACCUGCCCCACGCCGGGCUGCGACGGAUCAGGCCACGCCAACGGCAGCUUCCUCACCCACCGAAGUCUUUCUGGCUGUCCCCGGGCCUCCCUGGCUAAGAAGAAAGCCAAGUUUCCCGGAGAGGAGUAUCUCAGCUCAAAGUUCAGGGCCAGUGAUGUGCUGGAUAAUGAUGAGGACAUCAAGCAACUCAAUAAAGAAAUCACUGAACUCAGUGAGUCCAACAAUGAGAUGGAAGCUGAUAUGGCCAACCUGCAAACACAGAUCUCAUCCAUGGAGAGAAACCUGAAGAACAUUGAGCAGGAGAAUAAGAUCAUCGAAGAGCAGAAUGAAGCACUGUUUAUGGAGCUGUCGGGACUCAGCCAAGCCCUUAUACGCAGCCUGGCCAACAUCCGCCUGCCCCACAUGGAGCCAAUCACAGAGCAGAACUUUGAAAGCUACGUGAGCACUCUGACCGACAUGUACACCAAUAAAGACUGCUACCAGAACCCGGAGAACAAGGCCCUGCUGGAGACCAUCAACCAGGCUGUGAAAGGUAUUAAGGUGUGACUCCUGCCUGCGGGAUCGCCCCCCGGAGGCGUAGAAGAUAAACGACGUGUGUAGAGCCGAAGAAGAGCGCGCGUUAAGAGUCACACUCACAUGAAAAAGGGCAUUCAGGUUUUUUUUGUUUGUUUGUUUGUUUUGAACAACAACAGCCUUCAUCCCAGGGAAGAAUUCUGUGUUGAGAGAAAAAAAAAAUAGAAAGAUAUAAUAUAUAUACAUAUUAAUAUAAGGACCAAAAUCCACAAAAAAAAGCUGCUGGAUUGGAAGUGGAGGAUAACCGAACCAAAUCCUUCAGAAAAAGACCUGUUUUUUUUGCCUCUGUUAUUUUAUUUCUGUUAUUGGGGGUUUGUUUUUUUUUUUUUUUGCGCCAUUCAUCUUCAGCCGGUUUUAAGAGGGAAGACAGAGGACGAAGAAGAGAAUCUGAACUUCAGCAUCUGUCAAGGGACAAGCGAGGCCCUUCGGAUGAAAGCAAUGAAUGUCCUUGUGUUGCCUAUGGGGGUCUGCAGCCCCUUUAUCAGAGCAGACACCACACUCCGUCCACUGAACGGUCAUAUCCACAGGCUGCUAAGACCCAGCAUAGCGCUCAUUAUAAUCCCUAGAGGUGAAGCAGGUAUGCAGCAUUUUAUUUGUUCUCCAUGAGUUUUGAUCUGGCCGAGGCACCAAGCUGGAGGAAGCAUCUGUGAAAUAAGCAGCUGCCACAGAAAUGCAUGCUAGAGCUGCACAAUAUGGACAAAAUGGUAGUGAUAUUGUUACAUAUUGGCCUUUAUUCUUCAAAGUUGCAUACGGUCAAAUCUGAGGGCACAUUUAGCCAACAAACUCAUGUGUGGUAGAAGAGCGUGUAAAUUUCAGCACAACAGUUUGAGAGCCUGUAAAAAAAAAGCUUAGUUUGCAAUUAAUUCACCAAAAUUAUUGUCAAGUUUUUUGUUAAUACCAAUGAAAAUGAAAAUAGAAGAUUAGAACAGUAAUAAUAAUUUGGCAAACCAGUGCAAAAGUGUAUGUACUUAUUUUACGGGCACAUUGGUUUAAACAAAUGGAGCAACUAUUCCUCGUUCCAUUUAAAGAUAUUUUACACUGUGCUUUUGUUUUAUGCUACAAACACCACCAAAAAUACAAAACACAGCAUACACUGCAAUAAUAUAGCCUUUAAAUAUGAUAUUUUGGGAAAAUAAUCACACACAAUAAUCACUAUCUUCACUACGGAUACUACACUACAGCCUUGUUUACUUCACGCUGUUUGUUCCAGUUGUUGUAGUUUUAACACUAUAACAUUUGGUCAGUAGGAGGAGCAAGGCACUCACUGCUCAGUCUCAAACUCCGCCUACAAGCACAGCAAUUGGCUCACAAGCCAUCGACUCAUGUCAUUUUAUUGACUUUCCACCAUCUGCAUGAGUUAGGGUGUGCUUCAUGUAAAUGAUAUGUAAAUGAAGUCCUGGUAGGCUGGCGCUUGAUUUCACGCACCGAGGCUGAUUCAUCAUCGAUUAUAGUCAAAUCUCUGGUUGUUUCCAUGUCGUACGAAAGUUUAAAGGCCGUCAAAUCUGCAGUCAUUUUAUGCAGCUUUGAUGAAUAAGGGUGACGGUGAUUCUGAUUGGCUGGUAAUAUAUUAUACAUGCAUUGGUGAAUUAAUAAUCUGGCACAGUUAAAGAUCAGCCAGUGUUAUUUUUCCAAAACACUCCACCUUUUCUUGCUCUAGACCAUCACAGCACACAGUAAAACUCAUUGCGAUUGGUUAGGAGGCUCAUUUGCAUACUGUAGUCUUCUGUGAUAUUAGUAAUAAUAAUUAACAAACGAUAUAUUGUGCAGCUCGAGUGCAAACAUUACUCAUGGAGAGAAUCCAAUGUGGGUGCUUUAAGCGGUUUGUUUACACAUAUCGGACCUUAUUUAUUUAUUUAUUCACAUCUGAACUACGUUUCGUUCGCAGAAGCUCUGGUCCUUUCAUUCAUUCGCAAUAUUUAUGCUAGAGUAAUAUAAUGUAUUUUCUCCUCAGUCCAAUCCAGUCAUAGAUACUUAUCGCUGUUAUAUUUAUGAUAAAAAAGAAAAAUGAAUUGCACUUCUUUUCUUCAAUUAAUAGUUUAAUAAGUUUGAUUUUCACUGGUCUUUAAAUUAUUACUACCGUCAGUCUUAUUACUGUUCUAUAAAUCUAAUAUUAUCUAUCCAAUGUUAGUUUAUUUACAGUUUGUUAUUAUUUAUUUGAUUUCGCUUAUUGCUAUAGAAAAAAAGAAAAAAAAUCCAGCAUAGCCCCUCCAUUUACAACAUUAAUAUAAGAAUGAAGAAAAAAAUAACUUUAGGAAUCUACCAUCCGUUUUUUGUACCUUAUUUUCUUUGACGAUAGAUUUUUAAGACUUUUUUUAAGUGCAAAUAUUUUUAACUGACAAAGUUUUGAUAAUUUUAUAUGGUUGUCAUUGUUUUUGUUGUUUUGCAUUGUUCUUUUUUUUUUGUUUGUUUGUUUUACAAAUCCUGAGCUACCCCAUGCUAAUGGAGAAUUCAAAUGUGUAUUUAUUAUUUAUUCGAUAUUUAUGAACUAAUGAACUGUGAUAAGGUUGUACUGUAUAUUUAUUUUGUAACGUGCUUGUGACGACUGAGACUGAGUAGGCGAAACUGUUGAAAUAAAGACGCAUAAAUGAUUCGUGGACGAGAAAGGAAAAUGUAUGAUCAUCAGGGGAGGGUGG